GGCUGAGUGGCGAGGCAUGGCUCUCUCCUCGAGUCGUUCAUCACGCGGUUCAAAGACGAUGGCGGGUACAAUGUGUACACAAAGAUGCUGGACUCAGCGAAGGUUGGUGGAGUACCGCAGCAUCGGCAGAGGAUCUAUCUCAUCGGGAUCCUGAAGACCGUGGACGAUGGCACCUUCGAGUGGCCGCACGAGUACAAGCAUGGCGGAAUGAAGACGAUCCUCGACCCCAAGGAGACGCCGUUCAAAAUGGUUGCCCCGAAGGCGACGCAGACCACGGCCUGCAACAAUUUGAUCGAGGCAAUUGAGGCCAUCAAGAAGCUGAGUUGGGACCCGACGAAGAAGGCGUGCGUCAUAGACAUAGACAGCACCAAGAUGAAUUGGCGUCACGACGAGUCCUUGUGCUUGACGGCGAGCCGUGGCAGGACGGGAGGUUACUACGUUUCCAAUCGUGGUCGCCGGCUCCGCUUGAACGAAUGCCUUCGCCUCCAGGCCCACAACCCGAAGCUGAUCAAGAUCGGAAAAGUUUCGGUGAACCAGAUGAUGGCGGCCGCUGGCAAUGCCAUGACGGUCAGCGUGAUCGAGCGCUUGAUGCUACGGGCCUUGCCAGCGGCGCAAUUAGCCGACUCACGCAUGCUUCAGAAGCGCUGGGAGGACCUCGCGAGUGCUACAGCCACUCUUGCGAGCAUGCGUUGAAACUAAUGGUCUGGCUUUGCGUGGGUAGCACUGCAGAGGACCGUUGAGGCGGGCGCUCAAGCGCCGUGAAGUUUCCUGGGGAGCUCGCGAGAGG
Messenger RNA from Prorocentrum cordatum, 787 nucleotides. The record is from the annotation of a GenBank genome assembly. NCBI's taxonomy places the organism in Eukaryota, Dinophyceae, Prorocentrales, Prorocentraceae.